Messenger RNA from Vairimorpha ceranae, 192 nucleotides. RefSeq lists its product as hypothetical. The record is from RefSeq and is a predicted model, not a curated record. NCBI's taxonomy places the organism in Eukaryota, Fungi, Microsporidia, Nosematidae. The transcript has a single exon. Bases 1 to 192 code for a protein of 63 amino acids.
AUGUCAAUUAACAUUAACUGCAAAAAGAAAUGGCAUCCAAGCAGAUAUGAGACACAAAAAGAGAUAACAAAAAUAAAUAUUCAAUCUAAAAAGACAGCAGAUUAUUACAAAAACAAGCAUAGUGAGCAUGUAAGAUCUACUUUAAAUGCCAGUGAUAGUGAAAGAAUGUCAUGGAUGUUUGAUGAUGUAUGA